AUGCCAAGACCCAAUUUCACAGCUGUGGCAGAGUUUACCUUUGAAGGCUUUUCCAUUUUUUGGUGGCAGCACAGACACAUCCUCUUUGUGGUCUUUUUGGUCUUGUACCUGUUGACUCUUGCCAGCAAUGCUAUCAUCUUGACAGUUAUCCACUUCAACCGUCAACUUCACACACUGAUGUACUUCUUCCUGAGUGCGCUGUCCAUUUCUGAGACCUGUUACACAGUGGCCAUCAUUCCCUGGAUGCUGUCCGGUCUCCUCAAUCCCCAAUGAGCCAUCUCCAUUCCAGACUGUGCCACUCAACUCUUCUUCUAUCUCACUUUUGGUGUCAACAACUGCUUUUUGCUGACAGCCAUGGGGUAUGACCGCUAUGUGGCCAUCUGUAACCCCCUACGGUAUCCAGUCAUCUUGGGCAAAAAGACUUGUAUACAGUUGGCAAGUGGAUCCUGGAUCAUUGGCCUGAGCACAGCCAUCAUUCAAGUGUCUUCUGUGUUCAGCCUGCCAAUGAAGAGAGGAAACCACACUCUCACCACUGAGUUUGUUUUCCAAGGUUUCACCAGCUUCCAUGAGCACCAGCUCACUCUUUUUGUGGUGUUCCUUGCACUGUACAUCUUGACCCUGGCAGGUAAUACAAUCAUUGUGACCAUUAUCCGUAUUGAUCGUCAUCUCCACACCCCCAUGUACUUCUUCCUCAGCAUGCUGUCCACUUCAGAGACUGUAUAUACAUUAGUCAUUCUCCCAAGGAUGCUGUCCAGCCUCAUGGGCAUGAGUCAGUCCAUCUCACUAGCAGGCUGUGCCACACAGAUGUUCUUUUUCGUAACCUUUGGGAUCACCAACUGCUUCCUGCUCACAGCAAUGGGGUAUGACCGCUACGUGGCCUUCUGCAACCCCCUGAGAUACACAGUCAUCAUGAACAAGAGGGUGUGUGUCCAGCUGGUGGGGGGCGCCUGCAGCAUUGGGCUGAUUGUGGCCAUGACACAGGUGUCAGCUGUGUUUAGGCUGCCCUUCUGUACCACAAAGGUGGCCCACUUCUUCUGUGACAUCCGGCCUGUGAUGAAGCUCUCCUGCAUUGACACCACUGUCAAUGAGAUCCUGACUCUGAUCAUCAGCGUUUUGGUGCUCGUUGUGCCUAUGGGUCUGGUCUUCAUCUCCUAUGUCCUCAUCAUCUCCACCAUCCUCAAGAUCGCCUCAGCCGAGGGCCGGAAGAAGGCCUUUGCUAACUGUGCCUCCCACCUCACUGUGGUCAUUGUCCACUACGGCUGUGCCUCCACUGCCUACCUCAAGCCCAAGUCAGAAAACACCAGAGAUCAGGACCAGCUGAUCUCAGUGACCUACACUGUCAUUACCCCGCUACUGAACCCUGUGGUGUACACCCUGAGGAAUAAAGAGGUCAAGGACGCUCUGCUUCGGGCCGUUGGCAGGAAGCUUUCCUGA
Molecule: messenger RNA, 1434 nt
Organism: Camelus dromedarius (Arabian camel)
Lineage: Eukaryota; Metazoa; Chordata; Mammalia; Artiodactyla; Camelidae
Product: olfactory receptor 10J1-like
Exons: 2
Biological process (GO): G protein-coupled receptor signaling pathway; detection of chemical stimulus involved in sensory perception of smell
Cellular component (GO): plasma membrane
Molecular function (GO): G protein-coupled receptor activity; olfactory receptor activity
Source: RefSeq, a predicted model, not a curated record